AUGUCUUUACUGAGCGGAGAAUCUGAAGGUACGAUCUUGAAUCAUGCGUCGUCACAAGAUGGUGAGCAGACACAUGGUACUAAGCGAGGAAGUUACAAAUCACUGAGGCGGCCUAGUCAUAGGCGUCUGAUCAGUCCCAGUCGAGCCACUUUACCCAACCGAGAAUGUUUGAGGAUUCAUAAUAAGCUAACGAGAGAACAAGACCAAAAGAAAGUGUCUUCUUCAGUGUUAAAGAAGCUAGGUAAAGAUGAAUUGAAAUCAGUUAAAUCACAUACAGAAUUGGCAGAAACUGCAAAUGGAGUACGAAUGCUUGCUAAAAAUUUGGCAAAAGCGACCAUUCAUCUAGAUGUGAAGGCAGUUAUGAUAGUGACGAAAGCCAGAGAUAAUUCAUUGGUUUAUUUAACCAGAGAGAUAGUAGAUUGGCUACUCUCAAAAUAUAAGGAUAUCGUAAUAUAUGUAGACAAAAAAUUGAAAACACUGAAGAGAUUUAAUGCUGAUCUUCUUAUAAAGUCAUAUCCAAAAGCAAGUCAACUCCUUCAAUAUUGGGACAAAGAUUUGGCUUUGAGAAACCCUGAAAAAUUAGAUGUUGUUUUGACCUUAGGUGGAGAUGGGACUGUUUUAUAUGUUUCCAAUCUUUUCCAAAGAGUUGUCCCACCUGUGAUAUCGUUUUCAUUGGGAUCGCUUGGGUUUCUAACUAACUUUAAAUUUGAAAAGUUUCGGGAAAAGAUGGCGAACGUUUUAGAAUCGGGUGUCAAGGCUUAUUUAAGAAUGAGAUUCACUUGCAGGGUGCAUAAGGCUGAUGGUAGGCUUGUUUGCGAGCAACAGGUAUUAAACGAGCUAGUAGUGGAUCGUGGACCGAGCCCUUACUUAACACAGCUUGAGCUCUAUGGAGAUGGUUCUUUAUUGACAGUUGCGCAAGCUGAUGGACUAAUCAUUGCCACACCUACAGGCUCUACUGCUUAUUCACUUUCUGCUGGAGGCGCGUUGGUUCAUCCCGCAGUUGGAGCCAUAAGCGUAACACCGAUUUGCCCUCAUACAUUGUCAUUUAGGCCGAUCUUACUUCCUGAUGGAAUGUUCAUCAAAAUUCGGGUGCCUGAGGCAAGCCGAUCUACUGCAUGGGCUUCAUUUGAUGGAAAGGUACGUACUGAGCUUUUUAAAGGAGAUUAUGUGACUGUUCAAGCAAGUCCGUUUCCUUUCCCAACAGUUAUAUCUUCUAAAACUGAAUACAUUGACAGUGUUAGUAGAAAUCUAAAUUGGAACGCAAGAGAGAAGCAAAAACCAUUAAAAACGCUUUUGGAUACAAAGCAGAGCAAUGACUUGCCUAUAGAAGAGAGUGAUAUUGAUAAUCUUCAUAUUGCUUCGAACGACUCUGAAAACUUCGAUAUAAACUCGACAGACGAUUCCGACUAUGAUCGCGAGGACGAGGAUACUCGAUAUCUACCUGCUCCAGGGGCUGGAUUAAAUACGCCCCCUUCACAUACCUUCAGUGAUGAUAGAACUUGCUACGCGCAUCCAAAUGCAAGGAUAUCAAUUGAUGGACAAAGCUCUAGUAGAAGUGCGUCGAAUAAUUCGAUGGGUUCAGAUGGAAUAUUCUUCUCUCCUGAUCCUAUUCACCCACCAAUACAUGGCCGUCGGAGUCAUAGUGAAAACUAG
Priceomyces carsonii is the source of this 1653-nucleotide messenger RNA. RefSeq names its product NADH/NAD(+) kinase. Gene Ontology annotation, biological process: NADP+ biosynthetic process; NAD+ metabolic process. The record is from RefSeq and is a predicted model, not a curated record. NCBI's taxonomy places the organism in Eukaryota, Fungi, Ascomycota, Pichiomycetes, Serinales, Debaryomycetaceae. The transcript has a single exon. Gene Ontology annotation, molecular function: NAD+ kinase activity. The coding region runs from base 1 to 1653 and encodes 550 amino acids.